Messenger RNA from Drosophila serrata, 708 nucleotides. RefSeq names its product cellularization-related protein nullo (gene nullo). NCBI's taxonomy places the organism in Eukaryota, Metazoa, Arthropoda, Insecta, Diptera, Drosophilidae. The record is from RefSeq and is a predicted model, not a curated record.
AUGGGCAGCACUCACUCCACUGAAGAGGUGAAAGCCGGCGAGGACACCACAAGUCCUGCACCGCCUGGUCUUUGCUGUCCUUUGCCCGGUUUUCUGGCCAAAAUCCAGAGGAUUCUCCUCCGCAAGCUGAAUAUCUCAGCUAGGAAGCAGAAACGCCUCCGACGGCUGACCCAUUCGCAGUCACGUCACCUUCUUAGGCCCAUGCCCAGGUGCUCGUCCUUUGGCUCCUGUGGCAACCUGCUGACGCCGCCCACCACCAAGAGAUCAGGGGGACUGCCAGCCGACAAGCAAUAUGCCCAGUGGAAGUGCAGCUUCGAACAUCUGGCCGCCAAGCAGGGAAAGCAGCGUCUUCAUGACAUCAGCGAGGCAUUUGUUGGACAGACUACGCCCCGGGGAUUCCCCUCCCACACGGACACCAAGCGAUGCCGCAAAACCUUGCUAUCCGAGAAGGAGAAGCAGCCGGAGGAGGAUCAGUUGGCUUUGCCAGAGUCACCGCUAUACGACAUGGUCGGUGGUGGCAUGAAGGUACGUCGUCGCCUCAGCCUAAAGAGCGGCAACAGCCACACCCUGGGAAGACGUCCCUCUGCCCGCCAGAAGGCUGCCCAAGCUCGUCUGGAGGCACAGUUCAAGCGGGAUCUUUGCGAUCUGGAGGAGUACUAUGGUGGCUUUCACUUUGCCCGACACAGCGAGCGAUUGGCAAAGUUUUAA